AUGGAAAUAGUAACUGAAAUGGAUCCAUCAGUUGGUAUUGAUAAUCUUGUAAAACCAACAAUUGAUAUGGCGCGAUUGGUUGUGACUCCAAGUAAUGCUCGUCAAAAACAUACAGAAUAUUUACCUUAUCCAGAUGAGAAAUUUAUUGAUGAAUCUCUACAACUCUAUUCGCUUCGUGAUGGCCCUGAAUUUGAAUGGAUCAUACAUAAACGUUAUAAGCAUUUUCAUGAUCUCCAUGAAGCUCUUGUUCAUUAUGUUGAACGCGCAACAGGAAGUGAUUUAUCACAAAGAGGAGCAAAUAAUGAUGACAGUUCUUCAUUAAAUAAGAAACAAGAUGAACAACCAUGCUUUCCAACUCGUAACGAUCGACUUUCUUUUUUAAAUCAAUUUACAAUUGAAGAGCGAUGUAAAACAUUACAAAAUUAUUUGACUAAAAUAUUAAAACAUCCAAAAUUUCGUGAACAUAUGGCAACAAGAGAUAUUCUUGAUGUAAGUUCAUUAUCAUUUGUACAAGGUUUGGGUAUUAGUGUGAAAGAAGGUGCUAUUGCCAAACAUUCAAUAAGUGACAUCCGUGGUCGUUCAAUAUUUCUUCGAGUUCCAUUUAUAUGUGAUAAACUUCGAUGUCAUCAUGCACUACGAUGGUUUGUUCUUAAAGACUCAUAUCUUGUUUAUAUGAAUUCUGAUUCCGCUUUAAUUGGAUUUCCAUUGCUCAUCGAUUGUGCCUUUUCUUUUGAACAAGGUUAUCGGAAAACUACAACUAAUAAUGGAAUUAAAAUUAAAAAUUCACAACGUUCUAUGUUUAUUAAAUUUGAAAAAGAAGAUGACCGUAAUACUUGGUUUGAUCGUUUGACGGAUGUUAAAAGUAGAUCUUUGUUUGCUGAACGAAAUCUUUUUCAGUCAUAUGCACCAAGAAGACAACAGCAAUAUGCUCACUGGUUUAUAAAUGGUCAAUCAUAUAUGGAAACAGUAGCUAAAUCUAUAUUAGCAGCACGAGAAGACAUAUUCAUUGCUGGUUGGUUUAUUUCACCUGAAUUAAUGCUUAUUCGUCCUUGUGAUGAUGAUUCAAUGCGACUUGUUAAUCUACUUAAUAAAAGAGCUGAAGAAGGAAUUCGUGUUUAUGUGUUACUAUUUAACGAUCCACCACUUGUUGGUUUAAAUAGUGAUCAUACAGAAUCAAAAUUGAUGGCUCAAAGUCCAACUAAAAGAAAUAUAAAAGUGAUUCGGCAUCCAAAUCACAUGUUUUUGCUAGGAACUGAAUCAUCAUGGCUUUUUUCUCAUCAUGAAAAAAUUGUUGUUAUUGAUCAACGUAUUGCUUUUAUUGGCGGAAUUGAUCUUUGUUGGGGACGAUGGGAUACAGAUGAGCAUAGAUUAGUCGAUUUGUGUGAUGAAAAUAUAACGGAAUUAAUACUUCCAAAUGAAAAAUAUGAUCAACUUGAAAAAGAAGUACAGAAGGAAGAAGCUGCAGUUAGUAUCAUAGAAAAAAUGGCAGAAAGCACACGUGUUAGCAAUAUUGCGUCUUCAACGCAAAUUCCAAAAGAAUUAUGUAAACAAACAAAACUUGAUCAAGAAAAAAAAUCAUUAUUAAAAUCAAAUCAAAAUCAAAAUGUUAAUGGUGAAAGAACCAAGAAUAAUAGCAAUCUUGCAGCAACACCUGUAACCGAUUUCCGAAGUGUGUUAACCGAUGCUGAACGAGAAAUUUUAGCUGACGAAGAAAACACUGAACAUGGACGGCAUAAACAUAAAGGACGAUGGAAGAGAAUAAUCAAAACUGUUGAUCGAAAAAUAUUUCCACGAAUGCCAUGGCACGACGAAGCUUUGGUUGUUAGUGGAGAAGCAGCAAGAGAUUGUGCCAGGCAUUUUAUUCAACGAUGGAAUAUUCAUAAAGCAGAUCAAUAUCGCUUUAAUGAAUUUUUUCCAUACAUCCUUCCAAAGAGUUAUGAUGAUGAUCAAUUAUUUGAUUCAUCAAUGCUUUCUGAUAUUCUUGGUGAAAAACUAAAACCAAUUCGUGUUGAUGCUCAAUGUGUUCGUUCUGCUGCAGAUUGGUCAUGUAGCAUUGGCCCUAAAGAAACUUCAAUACAAAAUGCGUAUAUUCAUAUGAUUAAGAGUGCUCAACAUUUUAUUUAUAUUGAAAAUCAAUUUUUUGUUUCAAUUGCUAAUGAUACAACAAUUAAAAAUUUGAUUGGUGAUGCACUUUAUCAUCGGAUAAUUGAUGCUGCUAACAAGAAAGAAAAAUUUCGAGUAUAUGUUGUAUUACCAUUAUUACCAGGAUUUUCAAAUGAAAAUGCUGUUCAAGCGGUUCUUUAUUGUAUAAUGAGAUCUAUUAAUAAAGGAGAAACAUCACUUUAUCAAAGAUUAAUACGAGAUGGUGUAUCUAAUCCUGAAGAGCAUAUAACAUUUUAUGGAAUGCGUAAUUGGGAUAUAUUAAUGGGUACAUUAAUAACAGAAAUAAUUGAUGUUCAUUCAAAACUAAUGAUUGUUGAUGAUCGAAUGUGUAUUUGUGGAUCAGCAAAUAUAAAUGAUCGUUCUCUUCAAGGUUCUCGAGAUUCAGAAUUUUGUUUAGUUGUUGAAGAUGAUGAAAUGAUUGAUUCACAAUUAAAUGGUCAAAAACAAAAAGUUGGACUUUUUUCGUCAACAUGGAGAAAGAAAUUAUUUAGACAAUUAUUGGGUAUUAAAAAUGAAGAAGAAAUGAGUGUUGAUGAUCCAUGUUCAGAUGAAUUUUACGAAUAUUUUCGACGAAGAGCAAAAGCUAAUGCACAAAUUUAUGAAGAAGUUUUUAAUACUUUACCUACUAAUCGUGUUAGAACUUUUAUCGAAGUUACUGAAUAUACUCAGCAAUCAAAAUUGAGAGAUACUGAUCCAUUAGCAGCACAUAAAAAAUGUAAACAAAUUAAAGGUUUUGUUGUCGAAUUUCCCUUAGAGUAUGUAGCUGAUGACGUUCUAAUCCCAAAAUGGACAACAAAAGAAGGCCAAAGUACACCAGUCCUCGAUUACUAUUGUAAUGAAAAUGAUCAUAAUAUUCAAUUUUCAUGGUCUUCUUCGGGACAUUCUGGAUGGGAACCAACAUUAAAUUGUUCUUUACAACAAUGUAAUAUAAACUUGAAUAAUAAUGCUACCUGUCGUUCUUCAUCAACACUAUGUUUCGAUUACCGUUCAGUCAAUAAUAUGAUUUAUUGUGCACCAGGUUUACUAUGUUCACUUUUGGAACCAUGCAACAAUGUUACUUAUAAUUGUACAUCAAAUACUUCUGUAUGCAUUAUUAAUUCAUGCUGUUCACCAAAAGCAAUCCUUGUUUUAGGAUGGAUUAACGUUGGUAAUAUGAAUUACGAAAGAGUUUACCACACAGCAUCCGUAUUAACAAAUGGAAAAGUAUUAGUUACCGGUGGAACUGGUACUGAUGCAAACAGUGUCACUGCUCUAAAUACUUGUGAGUUGUAUGAUCCAUUGACAGGAACUUGGGCCAUGACUGGUAAUAUGAAUCAUGGUCGAUAUGACCACACAGCAUCUGUAUUAACAAAUGGGAAAGUGUUAGUUACUGGUGGAACUGGUAAUGAUUAUGCAAGUAUUUCUGAGUUGUAUGAUCCAUCCACAGGAGCUUGGACAAUCACUGGUAGUAUGAUUUAUGCAAGACAUGGACAUACAGCAUCCUUAACAGGAAUUGGCUGGAAUUCACCGGAAAAAAAUCCGAAAAAUUUCCGGCCGGAAUACUGCUUCCAUGUUCCGUUGAUUUUCGGUGUUUUCCUGCCGGAACCGGCCGGUACUUUUCGACCUGGGUUGGUGGCUGGUGGAGUUGCUACUGUUUAUAUUGCCGAGUUAUAUGAUCCAUUAUCAGGAACUUGGAUGAGUACUGGUCGUUUGAAACAUCCACGAUUUCGCCACACAGCAUCCGUGUUAGCUAAUGGACAAGUAUUAGUUAUAGGUGGAUAUGCUAGUCUUUAUCUAAACAGUACUGAGUUAUAUGAUGCAUCAAAAGAAAAUUGGAGUAACACUGGUAAUAUGAAUUACGCACGAUCUUAUCACACAGCAGCUAUAUUGACAAAUGGAAAAGUGCUAGUUGCUGGUGGAAUUGGCAAUCGUUUUCAAAAUAGUGCUGAAUUGUAUGAUCCAUCGACAAGAAUUUGGAUAAUGACCGGUAGUAUGAAUUAUAUGCGAUCUUAUCAUAAAACAGCCGUAUUGAAAAAUGGAAAAGUAUUAGUUGCUGGUGGACGUGAUGCCAAAGGGUUUUCACUGAAUAGUGUCGAGUUAUAUAAUCCAUCAACGGAAACUUGGACAAUGAUUGAUAGUAUGAAUAAUGAACGGUAUGACUCAACAAAAGUUAAUCAUGAAUUAAAUUGA
Molecule: messenger RNA, 4332 nt
Organism: Rotaria sp. Silwood1
Lineage: Eukaryota; Metazoa; Rotifera; Eurotatoria; Philodinida; Philodinidae
Source: the annotation of a GenBank genome assembly